AGCACUAGGGAGGCGGAGCUAGAGCAGAGCCGGGGCGGGGCCACAGUACCUAGGGGCGUGACCAGAAUCAAGCUGAGCCGGAGGCGGGGCCAAAUGGAGCUUUGGCCUCCUCAUGGGCUUCCUGAGGCUCUUCCGAUGCUCUUGGGUCCUGCGGGCCUGGAGACCGGCCCGCCUGAAGCCCCACCCGAUCUGGGCCCGGCACGUGCCGCGAAGGAAGCGUUCUGGAGGGAGCCCCUACAAAGCUGUGAUUUUUGACAUGAGUGGCGUUCUCAUUCCUUCCCCAUCCGCAGUGGCUGCAGAAUGGGAGGUGCAGAAUCGCAUCCCUUCUGGAACAAUCAUCAAGGCUCUAGUGGUUGGUGGGGAACAGGGACCCUGGAUGAAACUCAUGAGAGGAGAGAUGACAUUGGCUGAAUUUUUACAGAAGUUUGAGGCACAAUACCCUGAGAUGACGAAGUCACCACUGCCAGUUGAUUCAUUUUUUUCUCUGCUGACCAGUGGACAAGCUGCGAAGCCAUUUUCAGUGAUGACAGAAGCAAUAAAUCGAAUCCGGGCAGAAGGCCUGAAGACUGCAGUUCUUAGUAAUAAUUUUUAUCUCCCCAAUGGGGAGAGCUUUUUACCUCUGGAUCGGAAACAGUUUGAUGUGGUUGUUGAAUCCUGUCUGGAAGGGAUCUGUAAGCCAGACCCUCGUAUUUAUAAGAUGUGUCUGCAGCGGCUGCAGGUGGAGCCCUCAGAAUCCAUCUUUCUUGACGACCUCGAACAUAAUUUAAAAGCAGCUACUCAGCUUGGCAUUCACACUAUAAAGGUGAAUGAUGCAGAAAGUGCCUUAAAAGAGUUAGAAACCUUUUUGGGGUUUCCAUUGCGGGAGAUCAUUCCAAACACCCGUCCUGUGAGAAAGACAAUGGAAAUUCCAAGCGAUUCCCUAGAGAAAUACCUCAAAAACCUUCUAGGAAGUCAAGCAAAAGUUUCAGGUCCCUUAGAACUCCAGCAGUUUAGCCAUGGGCAGUCCAACUUGACGUACUCCAUCAGGUUGGCCAGUCAUCACUUGGUCCUGAGGAAGAAACCGCCAGGAAAACUCCUUCCCUCUGCCCAUGCUGUGGAGAGGGAAUUCAGGAUAAUAAAAGCUCUCGGUGACGCUGGAGUUCCCGUCCCCAAAGUUCUUGACCUCUGCAGAGAUCCAAGUGUCAUUGGUAGCCCGUUCUACGUGAUGGAGUACUGCCCUGGACAGAUCUAUAAGGACGCCUCGCUUCCAGGCAUGGAGCCCAGCCAGAGGAAGGCUGUCUACACUGCCAUGAACCAGGUGCUGUGUCAGCUUCAUGGGGUGGACAUCCAGGCAGCUGCUCUGGAAGAUUACGGGCAGCAAGGGGACUAUGUUCAACGCCAGGUUCAAAUCUGGACCAAGCAAUAUCGAACCUCAGAAACCAGCACUAUCCCAGCCAUGGAGAGGCUCAUUGAGUGGCUCCCCCAGCACCUGCCCCAAACACAGAAGACAACGGUGGUGCAUGGAGAUUUCAGGCUAGAUAACCUGAUCUUUCAUCCAGAAAAGGCCGAAGUACUUGCCAUCCUUGACUGGGAAUUUUCAACAUUGGGAGAUCCUCUCUCGGACGUUGCCUGUAACUGCCUCACUCACUAUUUGCCAUCCAACUUUCCUAUCAUAAAAGGUGUGAGUGAUUUGGAUCUUACUCAGCUAGGAAUUCCUACUGCCAAGGAAUAUUUCAAAAUGUAUUGUGACCACAUGGAGAUCCCUGCAGCUGAAAACUGGAACUUCUAUAUGGCCUUCUCCUUUUUCCGAAUGGCCGCAGUCCUGCAAGAAGCGUACAGACGUUCUCUCAAAGGUCAAUCAGACUCAGCUCCUGCAGGACAAAGUGGAAAACUGCCCGAGUUCGUGUCUAACUUGGCAUGGGACUUUGCUGUGAAGGAGGGGUUUCGGAUCUUCAAAGGGAUGCCAAGUACAAGGCUGUCAUCAACAAGGUCCUACUGUCAGUGGGCUCAUCAGAGGCCACCACUCACCCCCAGUGGAACAAGAAGUUGGGCCAUCUUUUCUAAGGUACCUCAUACUCCUGCCUCUAAAGGGAUCCUGAUUAUCUCUUCAGAGGCCCUUUCAGAACCAGUCAGGGAUCCAUAUCACAGACUGGAGAGAUUCAUAGAAAGCCACCCCUACCCAGAGAUCCAUCUCCCAGAAUGAAGAAGAAAAAAAAGUAAACUACCUUCUCUUCUGGGGUCCUGUUUGGUCACUAAUUACCCAGGGUCUCUUCUGUGAUUUUAUCUUAACUUUGUUCUAGUUAUUGUAUGUAUUGUUGUCCUGGUACUACUUAUUUGAACCUGCAUCAGUUUAUAGUUUUCUUGCAUUUCUCUGAAUUAUUAUUAUUAUUAACUCUUUCUUUCUGUCUUAGUAUCAAUUAUAAGACAAGAUUGGCAAGGGCUAGGCAUUUGGGGUUAAAUGACUUGCCCAGAGUCAUAUAGCUAAGAAGUUUCUGAGGCCGUAUUUGAACCCAGGUCCUCUCUAUCUACUAUGCUACUGAGCUGCUGCCCCUUCUCUGAAUUCUUGAAAUGUGUGUCUUUGUGGUGCAUUAAUGCUCCAUUAUCUCACGUACCACAGCUGGCCUGCCAUCUCCAAUCCCUGGGCGUCUCCUUGGUUACUAUAACAAAACCCAGGAACAUUUUGUCAUUCAAGGGACCUUUCAUUCUGUCUUUAAUCUCCUUAGUGGAGAUGAAUCCCACCAGCAGCUAGAUCUUGGAGUCAUGUUCCUGUGUGCCCUAGAAGUAUUUGCUUUCAGUCUACUAAUGUUCAUUACAUACUACCAUGUGCCAGGCCUUGUGCUAAAUUCUAGGGAUAUAAAAAGAGACAAAAGAGCUCAUAUCAUAGUCUAAUGGGGGAGAGAACUGUAAACCUUAAAAUUUCACAGACUUAUGAAUGUUAAAAAUUUUACUCCACAUUGAGGAAUCCUCCAAUUCCCUACUUGAAAUAAUUCCCUACCAGAUAGUGAGAACUCUACUUGAAUGUGAAAACUCCUUGCUAUGGGAGUAUCCCUACUCCACCCCUACUUAAAACUGCCUUAGGGGAGAAAAAUCCUUGCUAUGGGAGGACCUCGAUUCCACCUGUACUUAAGACUGCUUUAGGGCAGAAAACUCCUUGCUAAACAAUGAAAGUACUUGAAAACCAUACUUAUAAAGGAAAGGAGUUCUUUGAGCCAUGCCUAUUUUUGGAAUUGAUACAAUGGGAUGCUAGGUACCUAUAAAGGUGGGGCAACUUGUAAACUACUUAGACCUAAAAGGUGAAAAUUUACUCAGAGGUUUUCUCUUAAUGAAAUUAGUCGACACAGCAGCAUUUUUUUCCUGACUUACUAAAGAGAUUAAUCUACUCAGCUGUGAAUUCAAAAUGGGCUGUCGUUUGGAAAACAUCUACAGUGAUUGGUAGAUGGAAGAACUUAGGGGAGGUGAUAUAGGAGAUUUUGCCCUUAAAAAUGAGAGCUCAGAGAAGAGCUGGAGGUCAUUCUGAAACAUUCAGAUUGAGGAGGACUCAUUCUGAAACAUUCAGAUGGAGGAGGGAGCUGGUGAAAGCAGCUGAGAUGAUGCUGGCCUGGUGUCACUAGAAUCCUUGCUUAGGUAGACCUUGUGGUGAGUGUUAAAAGACUGACUGACUGAUCUCUCUCUCUUAAGACUCAGUUCUAGACCAUGUUGGCUUAAGGCCCUUCAUACUUAUUUCCUUUUUCUCUCUUUCUCUCUUUUCUUUAAUUCCACAUUUGUAUUAAUUAAAAUCUCUAUAAAACCA
Monodelphis domestica (gray short-tailed opossum) is the source of this 3769-nucleotide messenger RNA. RefSeq names its product acyl-CoA dehydrogenase family member 10 (gene ACAD10). The record is from RefSeq and is a predicted model, not a curated record. NCBI's taxonomy places the organism in Eukaryota, Metazoa, Chordata, Mammalia, Didelphimorphia, Didelphidae.